Molecule: messenger RNA, 1078 nt
Organism: Camelina sativa (false flax)
Lineage: Eukaryota; Viridiplantae; Streptophyta; Magnoliopsida; Brassicales; Brassicaceae
Product: non-functional target of rapamycin complex subunit LST8-2-like
Biological process (GO): TOR signaling; regulation of actin cytoskeleton organization
Cellular component (GO): TORC1 complex; TORC2 complex
Molecular function (GO): protein binding
Source: RefSeq, a predicted model, not a curated record
UUUGCGAAACCCUAGCUCGGAUAGAUUCUUGUUAGUAUCGUACUGCUGCGAAAAGGGAAAAUGAAUCAUGGUCGUCCCGUGAUUCUUGCAACGGCUAGCCAUGAUCAUACCAUCCGAUUAUGGGAAGCCCAAACCGGUCGUUGUUACCUUGACUUUGACUACUAUGAUCCUGCUUUGGUGCCUGUGGGUCAAUUGCAUGUAAAUAAGCAUGUAAAUAGGCUUGAGAUAACCCCAGAUAGGCGUGGACUAUUAGCAGCUUGCAAUCCUCACAUACUACUCUUCGAUCUCAAUUCCAUCGACCCUCAUAUACCUGUGAGGACUUUUGUAUCACACACCAACAAUGUUGUGGCAGUAGGAUUCCAGUAUACUGGAAACAUGAUGUAUUCAGGAUCAGAAGAUGGCUCAGUUAAGAUCUGGGACUUGAGGGUUCGGGGAUGCCAAAGGGAGUUUAUAAAUGAUUCACCAGUUAACACAGUUGUUUUACACCCAAAUCAGACUGAAUUGAUAUCUGGAGACCACAACGGCAAUAUACGUGUAUGGGAUCUCAGAGCAAAUUCGUGUAGCUGCGAACUGGUACCUGAAGCUGGUACACCUAUACGGUCUUUAUCCGUUAUGUUGGAUGGGACAACGGUUGUUGCUGCUAAUAACCGUGGAACUUGUUAUGUAUGGCGCUCAUUGCGUGGAAUACAAACGAUGACGGAGUUUGAGCCCCUUCAUAAGCUUCAAGCUCAUAAUGGUUACAUCCUUAAAUGUCUCCUUUCUCCUGAAAACAAAUAUCUAGCGACCGCAUCAUCUGACAAAACUGUCAAAAUAUGGAACGUUGAUGGUUUCAAACUAGAGAAAGUUUUAACAGGACAUCGAAGAUGGGUCUGGGACUGCGACUUCUCAGUUGAUGGAGAAUAUCUUGUAACAGCAUCAUCGGACACCACGGCUAGAUUGUGGUCGAUGCGAGCGGGAAGAGAAGUGAAGGUGUACCAAGGUCAUCGCCAAGCCACUGUGUGUUGUACAGUCCGUGAUUAAUUAAAUCCUGUAAAAUCCAAAAGGCUAAAAUUAUGACUGUGUUGUUUGUUUUAAAGAA